GGGUAUGCGGCCGGAAGCGGAAGUCCCGGUGGGAAAGUUCUGCCGAGGCACCCGGCAGUCGGCGUCGGUGGGGCUCGGGUCCACGUGGGGCCGCGGCGUGCGAGCAGGGGGCGGGGGGCAGGCAGCAGCAGCGAGAGUCGCCCCUUUCCGGCCGCGCGGGCCUCAGGCCACCCGGCUCCCUCGACUAGAGCGGACGUGCACGCUCGCUGCGACAUGGACACCCCCCCGCUGUCAGGUUCGGACUCGGAUUCUGAUGAUUCUCUGGUCACCGACAGGGAGUUGCAGGAUGCGUUUUCCAGAGGGCUCCUGAAGCCAGGCCUCAAUGUGGUGCUAGAGGGGCCGAAGAAAGCUGUGAACGACGUGAGUGGCCUGAAGCAGUGUUUGGCUGAAUUCAAGCGGGAUCUGGAAUGGGUUGAAAGGCUUGAUGUGACCCUGGGUCCCGUGCCGGAAAUCAGUGGACCUCAGUCAACCCCUCAGAACAAGGAUCAGAAAGCCUUUGAUCCGGAAGAUGACUUCCAGCGGGAGAUGAGUUUCUACCGGCAAGCCCAGGCCGCUGUGCUUUCCAUAUUACCCCGGCUCCAUCAGCUCAAAGUCCCUACCAAGAGGCCCACUGACUAUUUUGCAGAGAUGGCCAAGUCUGAUCAGCAGAUGCAGAAGAUUCGGCAGAAGCUGCAGGCUAAACAGGCCGCCAUGGAAAAGUCUGAAAAGGCUAAGCAACUGCGAGCGCUUAGGAAAUACGGGAAGAAGGUGCAAACAGAGGUUCUUCAGAAGAGGCAGCGAGAGAAAACACAUAUGAUGAACGCCAUUAAGAAAUAUCAGAAAGGCUUUUCUGAUAAACUGGAUUUCCUUGAGGGGGAUCAGAAAGCUGCUGCACGGAAAACAAAGGAAGGAGCCAAAGGCCAACAGAUGAAGAAGGGGCCCAAUGCUAAGCGACGCUAUAAAAACCAGAAGUUUGGUUUUGGUGGAAAGAAGAAAGGCUCCAAGUGGAACACUCGUGAGAGCUACGAUGAUGUAUCCAGCUUCCGGGCCAAGACAGCUCAUGGCAAGGGCCUGAAGAGGCCUGGAAAGAAAGGAUCAAAUAAGAGACCUGGAAAACGAACAAGAGAGAAAAUGAAGAGCAGAACACGCUAAGCAGCAUCUUUGUAUAUGAGGAACCAAGAGAAAGGGAUGCAGACUUGGGAUUUCACAAUACAGUUGGAUCAUCUUUUGGUUUCUUUUUGUAAAAAAUUCUUUCAUAAACUAAAAAAUUUUCAAAGAAACACAUCCUCUUGGUUAAAAACUCAGGACUAAAGGAUUGAGAAGUUACUUUUAUGUAUUAAGAUUGCUGUUUAUUGAUGAUAAUUUAGACUUUGAGCCCAAAUUGCCUUCCUUUUAUGAUAAUUGGAGAUUUAAUGUAUACCUUCCUCAUCCUUCCAGGUAAUUGUAUCAUGGGUUUAGAUAAAUCAAGGAUCAGUGUUUAUACAUUAUGAUUGUUAAAAUACCAAUCACUGUCAAACUAGUUGUACUCCAAUAAAAUUUCCUUUGUGAUACA
This is a messenger RNA of Acinonyx jubatus (cheetah), 1531 nucleotides long. It is a transcript of the gene EBNA1BP2, whose product is annotated as EBNA1 binding protein 2. Gene Ontology annotation, biological process: rRNA processing; ribosomal large subunit biogenesis. Gene Ontology annotation, cellular component: preribosome, large subunit precursor; nuclear periphery; nucleolus. Bases 214 to 1131 code for a protein of 305 amino acids. The transcript is spliced from 9 exons. NCBI's taxonomy places the organism in Eukaryota, Metazoa, Chordata, Mammalia, Carnivora, Felidae. The record is from RefSeq and is a predicted model, not a curated record.